UAGCCGCACCGGCUCGCCUUAAUCGCGCGUUCCCUGUGCCCGAGAUGAACCUGUGGGAGUGAGCUGUCGGCUCACCUUUAGACCUGACCGCGUCGCUUAACGCGGCGGCUUCGCCGGGGGACGGGGACGGGGACGGGGACGACGGGGUGGGUCGAUAUCGAGAAGAGAUCUGGAAGUGGCUUGUCGUCGUCAGACUGGCACAGAUAUGAGCAGCAGUCCGUCGGCCGCCAAGCUGGAGGAGGAGAGAAGGAGAGCCGUGUCCUACCUGUCCUCCUCAGGAUCUGCCCAGGAUGUCAAGUCUGAGAUCCAGACCAUGGCCAACAUCCCCCUGGCCCUCUCGGACAAGUACCUCCACAUCCCUGCAGAAGCCAUGCUGAGAGACAAUGUGGUCAGCCAAAACAGACAGGAGGUCCUGGAAUCGAUGGGUAGACUGGUCAAGGCCUUCAGUAUCCUGGAGAAGUAUGGAUGCAACCUAACCACCCCCACCAGACCUAGAUACUGGCGCAGUGUAAAACACAACAACCCUGUCUUCAGGGCCACUGUGGAUGCCAUAAAGGGUGGGCGCGGAGUGCUGUAUCUUUAUGGCUACAGUAAUCAGCAGUUUGACGGCCUCAGUUUCCCAGAUGACAUCACUGACCCAGAUGUUGAGAAAGUUGCUGCAGUGACCCUAGAGGUCAUGACCUUGCGCACAGAGGUGGACAUGCUCAUCAAGGGUACACAUCCUCACCCUGAAUUCUUCAGAGAUAUCCCAUUGAUCGUCCAACAGGACGAGCUGGUGAGUGACGCUGUUGUGAUACCACUGGCACCAGGGGAGGAACCUGUAGAUACAGGGACAAAGCCCCAUUCCCCGCCCUCCCCAAGUAAGCCUGCUCAAAUUCCCGGGCCUGGGCUUCCCUCCAAACCACCCACCUCCACUACAGUCAGCAAGUGUAACCUGUGUGGCGGUGUGUCCUCACUGAUUUGUCCAUCUUGUGGUCAUCUUCCUUUCUGUGAACCAUGUGAUGGACUCUUCCACCUCCACCUCUCCAGAGCCAAUCACAAGAGAGAGAGAAUACAGAAAACCAAACAGGAAAUCUGCUCCAUCUGUGGUAUAGCCUCGGUGCAAGUCCAGUGCUCUAGCUGUGUUCAGAGACUGUGUCUGAACUGUGACCGGCUGUACCACUCUCACCCUGACCGCAGGGGCCACAACAGAAGUGCCCUUAGACCAGACAAACCAUCCAGUCCGUCUCUUUUGCCAUGGCAGUGUGGUCACUGCACAACAGUGAAUGAAGUUCGGGCUGUGCUCUGCGUGACCUGUGAACGACCUCGCCUCGCCACGGUGGCUGCCCUGAGCACACAGGAAGAUCCAACAUCAAUUCCGUCGUCCCCUAACACAGAGUGGCGCUGUAAGAGCUGUACAGUUGUGAACCAAGGUAGCAGUGUCCUGUGUGCGGUGUGUGAGCGCCCCCGCCUGGCCACCCGCCCCCCUCUCAUCCCGGCCCCAUCCAACACAGCAUCACUGGCAGACGCUUCAUCAGAGUGGACGUGUCAGGUCUGCACCUACGUGAACACCAAGCCAGCAGCGGUGUGUGAGAUGUGCAACUCCCCAUGUAAAGACCUCGCUGCGGCCUCCACUCCCCACUCUCUCCUCCUGGCGCCGUCUCUCAUCAAGGAGCCCCUGCAGGCCACCGUGAAGCCUCAGCCCAAACCCAGGGUCAGCCUGCACCAAAAGAGGCAGAAGAUAAUGAGGGAGGAUGGGCUGAACCUAGUUCACCAAAUCAGAGAAGCAGAGAAGCAGGGAGUCAGCCCAGAGGAAGUGUACGCCGCCCUCUGUGUUUGCGGCGGCAGUAACAUCAACCCAUGUGAUUGGCUGACAUCUGAGCUGCCUCAUCUGCUGGACGAGAUCUGCGCCAUGGCAGCCUCAGUCCAGCUGAACUACAUUGCAAGGGAUUCUGGGUCGCAGGUCAGCAUGGAAAGAGAUGGAGGGACGUCAGGCCAGCAUAGUGUUAACAUGGCUGGUGAAGGUGUCCAGCUGUCCAGAGCUGAGGCCAAGCAGGCAUGGCUGGCAGCAGGUGGCGACACUGAGAGAGCAGUGAAGCAGCUCCUUAGAGACCGACAAAUCAAGCUGAGGGAGCUGCGGUCCCUGGGCUUCCGGGAAGUGUCCCAGUGUGAGGAGGCCCUGCGGCAGAGCGGAGGAGAGAUGAAAGGAGCGCUGUCUUUGCUGCAGCGCCCCCUUCUGGAGCCCUUCCACCAGCGCAUCUGGAGCGAGCAGCCCGAGGCACCUUUUGAUCUUACCAACCCUGACAAACAGAGAAUGUGCAGGCGUCUGCUGGCACUGUACGAUCUGCCCAGCUGGGGGCGUUGUGAGCUGGCCCUGUCUUUACUCCAGGAGCCAGACAUCUCCUACUCCUUGGAGGAUGUGGUGCAGGCGGUCAAGGAGUCCCACAACAGAGACUUGAUCAAGCGCCUCCUCAACAAUGAGUGCCCCUGCUGCCUGGGCAUCUUCCCUUGCAGCAAGAUGCAGUCGCUGACCUCGUGCCAGUGCUCCGUGUGCCAUGAGUGUUUCGGGCAGCACUUCACUGUUGCUGUGAGAGACAAGCACAUCCGGGACAUGGUGUGUCCUGUCUGCUCCGGCCCAGACAUCAACGACCCCGAGCAGCUGGACAGCUACUUCUCUACCCUGGAUAUACAGCUGCGGGACUGUCUGGAGCUGGAUGUGUACGAACUCUUCCACAAGAAGCUGACGGAGCAUGCCCUGAUGAAGGACCCAAAGUUCCUCUGGUGCUGUCAUUGCACCUCUGGGUUUAUCAACGAUGGAGACCAGCUGAAAGUCACCUGUCCAUCUUGCCAUAAAAGCUUUUGUGCUCAGUGCAAGAAACCCUGGGAGGUCCAGCACCAGGAUCUGUCUUGUGAGAAGUUCCAGCAGUGGAAGAGAGAGAAUGACCCGGAGUGUCAGAGACAAGGCCUGGCUGGUUAUCUCAGAGACAACGGAAUCACCUGUCCUCACUGCAGGUUCCAGUACGCUCUGACCAAAGGCGGAUGCAUGCACUUCACCUGCUCCCAGUGUCGCUACCAGUUCUGCAGUGGCUGCAACAACCCUUUCCACACAACGGCUUGUAAGACAGCUCGGUGCAAGAUCACAGGUCUACAUGCUCAUCAUCCCCGCGACUGUCUCUUCUAUCUCAGGGAUUGGGAGCCACCCAGACUACAGGCCCUACUGCAGAGGAACGGCGUGGAGUUCAACAUAGAUCCUCCAAACGGCACGCAGAACGAUGCCUGCGGGGUCAUGGAGCAGAAGGAUGAAGGUGGUCAGCAGAAUGACUCCCCCUGCGGGAUCCAGACCCAGCCGGGCCAAGCCGGACUCUGCGAGAAGCACUACAAGGAGUACCUGGUCAGUCUCAUUAAUGGACACUCCCUGGACCCGGCCCCGCUGUACACUAUCGUAGAGCUUACCGUGGCCUGUGAGAGAUACCAGGUGGAGAGCCCGCGAGCGGAGAACGAGGAUGACAACACCUACCACACUCGACUACUGAAGAAAUUGAUGGACGUUCAGCUCGGAGAGAAGGUUCCCCGAAACAAGUGAAGACGGCUUCUCAACUGAUCUGAGCGACAAACUCUCGUCAUUAAGUCCCCCCCUGAUUUUUUGGACUCGACUUCGAUCAAUGUUUAAAACCGGAAUUAUCCCUGUUUAAUCACUGUUUAUUGAAGGUAUUCAUCUGUUUAUUAUGAACUAUGCCUUACCUAUUUGGCAUUUUGGUGUCUGCUGCUCUCUCUGCUCUUCUCUCCGUUAAUUGACAGUUACAGAUCAGCCUCCUUUGCUGUGUUUUUGGGGUGGGGGGGGGUCAAUAAACUGAACCUUGGUAAAGACGCCAGCCUGGUCUACGUGUGUUGUUACGCUGCUUUUCCUCCAGCCUGUCACUCAAACGACCAACGUUUGCUUUGUAGAGCGCGUGUCAUUCCUGAUAACGCAGCGCUCUGCAAGCGCACGAGUUAAAACGAAAGCGUGUGUGCGUGCGCGCGCGCGCGUGUGGGGUGUCACUUUUGCCUUAGUUGGAUCACGCUCGUGGUCACGUAGGAUCCAGAGCGAGGGUUACUGCGGCUAAUUAUAGCCGGCGAAGCGCCGUGACCCGCUCUCGGUCCGCUGUCGCUGAUAAAACGGGUGUUUCCACAGCAGUUAUAACGGCUUAUGAAGGUUCAGCCCGCCUCAGCGAAUACACGCCUCAUCCGGGGGAGCGUCUCUUCUCGCGCGGCCCGACUGGGAACCAAUCACAACACACCGACCCGGCGACCCCGUGGCCAAGGCUGCGUCUAAGCGCCACUUCCGUGCUCACUAGGCGGUACCGGCCCGUUUACCAGGGCCGCUGCCUCGCCAGGCCAGGACCCCUCCCUCC
Lampris incognitus (smalleye Pacific opah) is the source of this 4370-nucleotide messenger RNA. Its product is annotated as E3 ubiquitin-protein ligase RNF31. Gene Ontology annotation, molecular function: ubiquitin protein ligase activity; linear polyubiquitin binding; zinc ion binding. The record is from RefSeq and is a predicted model, not a curated record. Gene Ontology annotation, biological process: protein linear polyubiquitination. Bases 206 to 3562 code for a protein of 1118 amino acids. NCBI's taxonomy places the organism in Eukaryota, Metazoa, Chordata, Actinopteri, Lampriformes, Lampridae. Gene Ontology annotation, cellular component: LUBAC complex. The transcript has 24 exons.